AUAUCGAUGGUCGAGUUAGAUCGAAACUCCCAUCCAAUUAGGAGAUAACAAAUUGAACAAGUUGAACUGCAUCAGUAGUUAAGUUUAUCAAUUUGUUGUAAUAUUUCGUCAAUUAUCUCGCAUUUAUUCGAAAUGGACCCAAAAAUUAUCAGCGGACCUCCAGUAUUAUCCAGCUUAUUGGCUGAUAUAAAUAUUCCAUUGCAUCAAUUCAUCGAAAAUUCAGCCAAGAAUCACAUUUCGACGAUAUGCAUGAUUGAUGCUUUAACCGAUCGGAAAUUAACCAUCGAAGCAGUCCUGUCUCAGAGUAUAAUUUUGGCAGCUGAAUUACAAGCUUUAGGAUGCAGACCGGGUCUUGUCGUUGGUAUUAUAUGCGAAAAUGGACUCGACUAUCCGGUCAUUAUGAUGGCGAUUUUUCGCACCGGAGCAACAGUAGCUUGUUUCAACCCCUCGUAUAGCAUAGGUGAACUGGAACACACCAUGAAUGUUACACAACCGCACUUAUUAUUCGUGGACUCGAGUAGUUCUGCAAAAAUCACUCAAUGCAGUUCAAAGUUUAAAUGUCUCAAACAUAUAAUAAGUCUGGAAGAUAAUGUGAAACCACCAAAGUUGAAUUACUCCAGUUUAUUAUCUCGUAAAAAUACCUUGAACUAUAUCCCUCCCAGUGUAAGUGAACUGAACACGUCUUUAAUUCUGUUUUCGAGCGGAUCGACCGGUUUACCAAAAGGCGUCAUGUUAUCCAACAUUAGUGUAAUUUAUUUGUUCAACAUGAUGAAGCUCCAAAAGGAAAUGCUUCUUGAUUAUGAUCCAGUGACUUUAUCAGUAAUACCAAUGUUUCAUGGGUAUGGUGUUUUACUAGUGCUCAGAAGUUUUGUUACCGGUGGAUGCAUAUUAAGUUUGAAAAAAUUCAAUCCCGAACAAUUCCUCGCAGCUAUAGAAAAAUACAAAGUUACUGAUCUAGCUUUAGUACCAGCUUUGAUGAUAUUUUUAGCAAAACAUCCCAUUGUAAAUAAUUACAAUUUAUCAUCGAUUCGUAACGUCUCAUGUGGAGCAGCUCCAUUGAGUUUUGAAAUAGAAGAUGAAGUCAAAACGAAAUUAAAAUUGGAUAAAGUAAUCAAAGGAUAUGGAAUGACUGAGACAACAGUUCUCUGUACGUAUGCUCCUCCUGGUAUUGACAUAACAGCUGGUUCUGUUGGUAAAUUACUUCCUGGAUUAUUGGCUAAGGUAAUUGAUAUACAUACUGGAGAACUUUUGGAAUCUGGUCAAGAAGGAGAGAUUUGUGUGAAAGGAAUAUUAAUUAUGCAAGGAUACUAUAAUAACAAGAAAGAAACCGAAAACACAAUUGAUCCUGAUGGUUGGCUACAUACUGGCGAUGUGGGAUAUUAUAAUGAUGAUGAAGAGUUCUUUAUCGUCGACAGAAUCAAAGAUUUGAUAAAAUACAAAGGAUUACAAGUGGCUCCUGCUGAACUUGAAGCUUUACUUCUGAAACACCCUUGUGUUAAAGAUGUUGCGGUUAUUGGAGUACCCGAUGACAUUGCCGGAGAAGUACCUAGAGCUUUUGUUGUAAAAAUGAAAGAUGUUACCGAAAAAGAACUGGUUGAUUAUAUUGCUGAACAAGUUGCACCUCAUAUGAAGUUGAGGGGCGGUGUAAAAUUCAUAACUGAGAUACCUAGGAAUACGAAUGGUAAAAUAUUGCGCAGAGAACUGAGAAAAUGGCUUCAGUCGAAGUUAUAAAAAUAUAUAAGUAUUUUUUGUGACGACUAGUUUAUUGUAAUUAUUAGUUUUGAACUAUUGAAUUCAUUCCAGUCAUGUUAUGUAUUAAAUUGCUGUGAUCAAACGCUUUCCUGUAAUUCCUCUAGCACUUUUCAGUGUUAAAUGUUUACAAUUUUUGUUUCUGUUUUAUUUUUGUAUGUAGAUCUUCAAUUUUAUGAUUCUGUAGCUGUAGUGUUCUGUUCUUAUAAAAUAUAUCUGUUGUGUGAGCCUAUUAA
Molecule: messenger RNA, 1985 nt
Organism: Planococcus citri (citrus mealybug)
Lineage: Eukaryota; Metazoa; Arthropoda; Insecta; Hemiptera; Pseudococcidae
Exons: 8
Coding region: 133-1731 (532 amino acids)
Biological process (GO): fatty-acyl-CoA biosynthetic process; long-chain fatty acid metabolic process
Molecular function (GO): long-chain fatty acid-CoA ligase activity
Source: RefSeq, a predicted model, not a curated record